Cottoperca gobio is the source of this 522-nucleotide messenger RNA. RefSeq names its product NADH:ubiquinone oxidoreductase subunit B4 (gene ndufb4). Bases 47 to 430 code for a protein of 127 amino acids. The record is from RefSeq and is a predicted model, not a curated record. NCBI's taxonomy places the organism in Eukaryota, Metazoa, Chordata, Actinopteri, Perciformes, Bovichtidae. Gene Ontology annotation, cellular component: mitochondrion; respiratory chain complex I. The transcript has 3 exons.
CGAGAUUUCACAAGAUCACGUUUUCCCCAGCCGUCACCAAACAAUCAUGGCGGACUACCAAGAUGCGCCCUUGGCUAGUCGGACAAAAGUACUGGACCCAAAUGAGUAUUUCAACGUGUCGCUGGACAAGCGACGUGCCGAAGAAAGCAGAGCAGCUCUACGAGCGAACCUGAAGCGGCAGUAUCAGACGCAACUCAAUAACCCGCACAGAAAAGAGCUUAUUGAGGACCCUGCCCUGACACGCUGGGUGUAUGCACGUGCCAACCCCUACCCACACUUCAAGGCCACAUUCAAGACAUCUCUGAUUGGUGCGAUGUUUGGAAUUGUGCCUCUCUUCGCCCUUUUCUAUAUCUUCAAGACAGACCGGAAUAGGAAGGAGGAGCAGAUUAAGGCCGGAACCGUCGUGCGCAAGUUCUGUUUGUCAUCCUAAACUGCGGUGUAUAAAGACCUCCUUUAUGUUCUAGUGAUGCCGCUGCAUGUAAUUAUUAUUAUUAACCGAAUAAAAUUAUAUUGUCAAAAACA